UGUAAUCUGUGUUCUCGCUCUAUUCCAUCUUUUGUACUCUUGUUGAUUGUAGAAUAAGGUUGUGUUCUUAGAUCUGGUGUGGUGUAAUUCAUUUCUUUCACUAUAUUUAGGAAAUACUUGGUGGUGGGAUUCUCUAUUAGAUUCCCCGUUCUUUAAAUUACCCAUAAAAUUGAUACUGAUUACGGCAUAAAUAUGAACAAUACAGAUGGUGUUUGGAUUACCAGAAAAAUUUAUGAAGAUGCAGAAGUUACCCAUUUCGAAAAUUUGGCAAAAGCCGCUCUAACCCCCCUGGCUGGUGAGGUAGCCAAAGCACGCCAACGAUUAAUCGAAAGUAGGGAUACUUUUACUUCUAGUCUAGCGUCAAUUGACAUCGGAGCCAUCAAAUUUAUAGAGAAGAAAGUUGUAGAAUUCGAAAAAUGUGAGUAUAUGUAUGCGUUUAUGAUUUCAAAAUAUUUAUUAUUUAUUUCAGAACCAGCUUUGAUUGCAAAAUCAAACAUAAUUCUUGAUGUUAAGCCUUGGGAUGAUGAGACUGACAUGAAAGCAAUGGAAGAAAACGUGAGAAAAAUUGAAGCAGAUGGUCUUUUGUGGGGUGCUGCAAAACUGGUACCUCUUGCUUAUGGUAUUAAAAAAUUACAAAUUUCUUGUGUUGUGGAAGAUGAUAAAGUAUCCAUUGAUUGGCUGACUGAAACACUGCAAGAGCUCGAAGAAUAUGUGCAAAGUGUGGACAUUGCUGCCUUCAACAAAAUCUAAUAAUUGAUAAGUUUGUUUCAUUAUUAUAUUUUGGAACUGUUUGAAAUACAUUUAUAUUUUCAAUGUA
This is a messenger RNA of Leptinotarsa decemlineata (Colorado potato beetle), 817 nucleotides long. RefSeq names its product probable elongation factor 1-beta. NCBI's taxonomy places the organism in Eukaryota, Metazoa, Arthropoda, Insecta, Coleoptera, Chrysomelidae. The record is from RefSeq and is a predicted model, not a curated record.